GGGGGAUCUUUGGGGAGGAAUGGAGAGGAGGAAGUAUCCUAUCAGGGCCGAGGAUUAUCAGCUCCAUGAGAUGGUGGGCAAGGGCGCCAGCGCUACCGUUCAUCGGGCGGUUUGUAUUCCGCUUGAUGAGGUUGUGGCCAUCAAGAUACUUGAUUUUGAGAGGAAUAAUAGUGAUUUGAAUACAAUCUCCCGUGAAGCAAAAACUAUGAUCUUGAUUGACCAUCCUAAUGUUCUUAAGGCACAUUGCUCCUUUGUGCAUGGCCAUGAUUUGUGGGUUGUCAUGCCCUAUAUGGCUGGAGGGUCUUGCCUUCACAUUAUGAAGUCUGCAUUUUCAAGUGGUUUUGAGGAAGUCAUCAUCGCAAGCAUACUACGUGAAGUAUUAAAAGGCCUGGAGUACCUCCAUCAACAUGGAGAAAUACAUCGAGAUAUAAAGGCUGGCAACAUAUUAGUUGAUUCACGUGGUGGGAUAAAGCUUGGAGAUUUUGGAGUUUCUGCUUCCCUUUAUGACUCAGGGGAUCGACAACGCACGAGAAAUACCUUCGUUGGAACACCUUGCUGGAUGGCGCCAGAGGUGCUGGAGCAACUGCGUGGAUAUGACUUCAAGGCGGACAUUUGGUCUUUUGGGAUAACUGCUUUGGAGCUGGCUCAUGGUCAUGCCCCUUUCUCAAAAUAUCCUCCAAUGAAGGUGUUGCUCAUGACCUUGCAGCAUGCUCCACCUUGCCUUGAGGAAGUUAAAAAUAAGAGAUUCUCGAGGUCCUUCAAGCACAUGAUCGCUAUGUGCUUGGUCAAAGAUCCUUCAAAAAGGCCUACUGCCCAAAAGCUAUUGAAGCAGUCAUUUUUCAAGCAAGCCAGAUCCAGUGACUACAUCUCCCGAAAAAUUUUGGAAGGUCUACCUGCUCUAGGUGAUCGCUAUGAAGCACUAAGGGCCAAGGAGGAGGAAUUGCUUGCACAAAAGAAAAUGCCUGAUGAGCAGAAGGAAGAACUAUCUCAGAAUGAAUAUAAAAGAGGCAUCAGCAGCUGGAACUUUGAUAUCGAAGAUUUAAAGGCACAAGCUUCACUGAUUUCUGACAGUGAAGAUAGCCUCCCAGGUAAAUACCUAGAUAGGAGUCCAAGUUCUAUGUUUGAGCUUGUUUCUGUUCAAGAAAAUAUGCCCGAUGACAAUGCAUUGUUUUCCAGAAGUGGUUCCAUUAGUGAUGACAUGGAAAGUGACGUGGUGAUGCCGAAUAAGCUUGCGGCUUUUCCAUCACCUGAUCAAGCCGGAGGCUAUCAGAGAUCUGUCUCUGAUGUGUUUGACAAUGAGUCCAAGGCAUCUAGCUCUGGUGGUGAUCAAUAUCCAACUCUAAAUAGUUUGCAGACAUGUAGCAAUCAUGGCAACUCUGGAUCACCAGACGCCAAUGAGAAAUUUUUUGAAUGUGCACCAACUCAUGCUUGUCAUGAACGGAGAACAUCUUCGGGUUCUUGUUCACCAGGCAUUCCUCCCUUAUCAAAAGCAGAUAGUUUUAAGCAACAAACUCAGGUUCAGAGCAUCUGCAGUGGAGGAGGAUCCCUCGGAGUGAAUGACUCUCCCCAUGAAGCAAUAGCCAAAGCAGUCAAGCCUCCAGGAAAGGUAACCAGUGCGGAAGACCUUGAAGAUAAAUCAAAAGUUCCAGUGGUGCAACAAAAGGGACGUUUCAAAGUGACAUCUGAGAGUGUUGAUAUGGACAAGGCCCUUCCACCUCUUAGCCUUCCAAAAAGUCAUAGUAUGCAGGUGAUUUCUCCACUUCCCACACUGUGUGCAUCAUCGCCAUCUGAUCUUACAUCAAAUAUUCCUAGCUACUCACUUUUUCUGCAGUUGAAUUCUAUUUUGCAGGCAAAUAUUCAGCAAAGGGAUAAUAUUCUUGGUUUGAUGAAGCAAUUGUGUGCCGGUGACUCUUCGGCCAACCAAUCAACUGAAGGAUCAUGUCUAGUAUCACCUGGUGCUGGUGCUGUGACAGAUAAAUUAUCACUGGAAAAUGAAAGGGAGAAAGAUUUAAUUCAAGAGCUUACAGCUCUGCAACUGAGGUAUAUUUGUUUGCAGGAAGAAGUACAAAAACUGAAACCAAGAAAUGCUCAGAUUUGAUGAAGAUUUUUUAUGUAACAUAAAAGUAGGAAAAAUAAUAAAUUAAAACCAAAGGUUAUAGAUUCAAAUUGCCUCAUCUCCUAUGGUUCUUGAAUGUCAUUAGCUUCACUUGGAGAUUAGUAUAUAUAUAUAUAUAUAUAUUACUCAUGUAUAUACGUUUGUGUAUUCUUGAAUUAUUCUCAUAUAAGUGGUGGUGUAUAUUAGUAUUUCCAAGUUUGUCAUUGCUGUAAAUGUGAAACAUUUUGG
Molecule: messenger RNA, 2344 nt
Organism: Dioscorea cayenensis subsp. rotundata (Guinea yam)
Lineage: Eukaryota; Viridiplantae; Streptophyta; Magnoliopsida; Dioscoreales; Dioscoreaceae
Product: serine/threonine-protein kinase BLUS1-like
Exons: 20
Coding region: 20-2098 (692 amino acids)
Biological process (GO): protein phosphorylation
Molecular function (GO): protein serine/threonine kinase activator activity; protein kinase activity; ATP binding
Source: RefSeq, a predicted model, not a curated record